CGCGCGGGAAGGGGCAGUAACUCCCGCUCAGUCUUCUUCAUUUUUUUUUUUUUUUGUUUAAUCAAUUGAGUUUCAAAUUUAAAUACGAACGCAUUUAGGAGACACUGCCCUCUGUUCCCUCUUCGCCAAUACUUUAGGGUUCUAUCGAUCUUUUCUGCUCUCUUCCAAGCAAAGCUCCGGGCUCGUCUGUAGUGGAUUCUUAUCUUUUUGCCUUUCACUUUUUGGCGCCAAUUAACUUACCUGCUUGGACGUGUUAAGUAGCGAAUUGAAAACUAAUGAUAUUGUAAUGCUGUUCUAUCUAAUCCAUGAUCCUGUCUUCUUUGUCAUGAGGCAGCCGCUGGUUUACGGAAAGGUUCUUGCACAUGAGAUCAGAAACAGAAAGAAAAACAAAACAGCUUCAAUGGUUAACAGAGCCUGCUGCCUCGACAGUAUGCUUCUGUAAUGCUAAGACUUCAUUCACAAGUCUUACCCCUGUGAAGGAUGUGUUAGCAAAAAGCCUCUUGUUCCUAGCUUCCCAUAAUUUCCAGCACAGCAACCAAAUAAGAAGAAUCUAAGGAUGACUUCUCCAGCUAGGAUUUAAAUUGGAAGUUAACCAUUGCUCUAGAGGGAGGUUGUGGAAGCAGGAGUUAACUCAUUAGGCAAAAUUGGCUGCCAGCGCUCUUGAGCUAGAGAACAAUCACGUCAGACGUGCCAUAGAUCUUCAGUUCUUUGUCUGCAUAGAGCACAAGUAUCAUCUGGACCCUGGGGACAUAUGUCUCUUGACUCUCUUUGUUUGUGAGCAGCUUAUCUUUGAGACUAAACCAAAGAAAAACUCUAUCUCUAACUCUCUGAGCCCCUGGCCAUUUCCAAGUCAGUUUCCAUUUAGGAUCAGUAUUAUCCCAAGAGUUAGCCAUAGCCAAUUCGUAAGCAGAGGCAACAGAGCAUAUGCCUCUUGCUUUUACAGCCAUUGCAAGGUCCCAAUAAACUUAUGGAGCAGGCAAAGUCCAGACUUGAUGUUAAGCCAGGGCCAUUCAGCUCAGGAUAUUUGAGAGAUCCAGCAUUUAAUGGGAGGAAUGAUGUCAUUUUUGAGGAGGCUAAAGGUUAUCCCCAAAAACGAAGGCCAGCUUUAGGCCACAAACGCGCACAUUUCUCAUUGAAGCCUGAUAAGAUUUGUCCUAGUGAGACUUUAAAACCAACUGUGGACAUUGAUUACUUGAAGGAUCCAGAGGAGUUUUUCAUGGCCUAUGAACGGCUGGAAAAUGCCAAAAGAGAAAUACAGAAGCAAAUGGGUGGUGUAUUGUUCGAGCUAAACAAGAACAAUAAAUCCCCUCAUGCACGGCAACGUCGACCAGGACUCUUGAGAAGUAACCAGCGGAGGUUGGUCAGAUAUAAGCACCGGUAUUUAGUGGAAACUUCUGACAAUCAUUAUCAAUUGCCUUCCUUUCAAGAGAUAUUUGAAUCAGGCAGUCAAGGUCUUGUUGGUGAGAGCACAGAGAAAACAGGGCCUUGUCUUGCAUCAUUGGAGAGUGAACUAACUGAUUCAUCUGCUGUGGAAGAAAAGAUAGAUGAUAUAUUGAAUGAAUUGCAGCAUAGUAGUUGUGAGGAUCUACAAGGAGAUGUAGCUAUCCCACAUUUGCAAGAGAGCUUACAGAUCAGACCCAUUGUCUUACAAAAAUUGUCCAUUCCAGACUUAGCAGAUAACCAACUGGCUGAUUCGAACUCUUUUGGAUGUAACUUGUCUAACCCAAGGAAGGUUUUAUCCAACAAAGGUAAUUUGUUGAAAACGAUGCAAAAUAAAACACCGUUGAAGCAUAGAUGGGAUGCAGGAAGCACUUUGCGACAUUUGCCUUCAGCUCUUCCCACCCCACCAAAGAGUCCAUGUGCUCUCCUAUCAUCAUUAUUGAAGCAUUGCUCAUCUUCGAGUUCCUCAGUUGAUCCAUUUCCUUUAUUUGAUAAUGAUAAUUUGCCCACAAGAAACACUCCUGAAGUGAAUCAGGAAAUCAAUCUUAUCAAUUCUGGAAAUCCCUUAAUUAAAGAUGUUGUAGUCUGUAUGACAAGCUCAGUUGGGGGCACUAGAAAUUGUGCCAAUAUAUCUGGAAAAUCCAGGGAAGAUAAUUCAAAGAAACUUGGUGUUGAUCCUAAUUUUAGCUCAAAAGAAUCUCUUCUUGACAUUGAUUUGGAUAUGGGAUGCAUUGACACUGGUGAUGGAAAUGUGGAUGCUAUAGUAUGCAGGCCAAAUUCUGAGGUACAUGAAGAAGAUAUGCAGGAAGCAGUGCCUUCUGUGUCUGCAGAUGACCCAGAACUUAACUUGGUGAAUCCGCUGGAUCAAUCAAAUCCUGUCGGGCUUAAAUCCAAUGCUACAGAUGAAUGCACUGUAACAUCCGAUGAUGGUGAAGCAGAACAGCAUUUUCAGGUACUAGAGAAAACCAAAGCUUCCAGGGCAUCUUUCAAACAAAGGAAAGACAAAUCAUAUUCACGGAGAGAACACAAGAAUAAAAUACCUUCUAGAAGGCAGAACCUUGCAGCUGCUGGUAAUUCUUGGAAGUCUGGGGUAAGGCGAAGCACUAGAAUCAAGACAAGGCCUCUGGAGUACUGGAAAGGAGAAAGACUUGUAUAUGGUCGUGUUCACGAGAGUUUGGCCACUGUCAUUGGGGUGAAGUAUAUGUCUCCAGGAAGCACUGAUGGUAAACCGACUUUGAAGGUGAAGUCUUAUGUUUCAGAUGAGCACAGAGAGCUCUUGGAAAUGGCUUCUAAAUACUGAAGCGUUAUUCUAUUGAAAACAGCGUGGGUCUUGUGUUUUGGCUAAAGUAGUAGCAAAAGUUCAUUAUGCCUGUUUAUCCUCCUGUAUGUUCUAACUUGGCAUGUCUUUUUUUUGGGUAAAAAUAGAUAGGAUAAAAAACUUACUUAUGCCCUGUUCGGUAGGAGGUAUUGGGAAAACCCACUAGUACAAUAGUUGUGGUGCUUGAUGGCUAUGCACGGUGGUGCUGGACAGAUUUGGAUUCAA
This is a messenger RNA of Prosopis cineraria, 2983 nucleotides long. RefSeq names its product centromere protein C-like. Gene Ontology annotation, cellular component: kinetochore. The transcript is spliced from 12 exons. Gene Ontology annotation, biological process: spindle attachment to meiosis I kinetochore; kinetochore assembly; attachment of mitotic spindle microtubules to kinetochore. Gene Ontology annotation, molecular function: centromeric DNA binding. The coding region runs from base 968 to 2740 and encodes 590 amino acids. The record is from RefSeq and is a predicted model, not a curated record. NCBI's taxonomy places the organism in Eukaryota, Viridiplantae, Streptophyta, Magnoliopsida, Fabales, Fabaceae.